AUUGCAGUCGGCCAUUUCAACUCCACCGGCAAACAUCACCGACAAGCAGUAACGGGACGGUGUCUGAGUAACAUCUGAAGAUGAAUGAGACCGCUCUUUCCUUCGCCAAGGACUUCUUGGCUGGUGGCAUCGCCGCUGCCAUCUCCAAAACAGCUGCAGCCCCCAUUGAGAGAGUCAAGCUUCUUCUCCAAGUACAACAUGCCAGCAAACAGAUCACCGCUGACAUGCAGUACAAGGGCAUCAUUGACUGCAUUGUGCGGAUUCCCAAAGAGCAGGGCGUCCUCGCAUUCUGGAGAGGAAAUCUGGCCAAUGUCAUCCGCUACUUCCCCACUCAGGCCCUCAACUUUGCUUUCAAGGACAAGUACAAGAAGAUUUUCCUCGACGGGGUGGACAAGCACAAGCAGUUCUGGAGAUACUUUGCAGGUAACCUGGCGUCUGGUGGUGCUGCCGGAGCCACGUCCCUCUGUUUCGUCUACCCCCUCGACUUCGCCAGAACACGUCUGGGUGCUGAUGUCGGCAAAACCGGACAGGGGCGUGAGUUCAAAGGCCUGGCGGACUGCUUGGUGAAAAUCUCCAAGUCUGAUGGCAUCAAGGGUCUGUACCAGGGCUUCAGCGUGUCAGUACAGGGCAUUAUCAUCUACAGAGCUGCUUACUUUGGUGUCUAUGACACAGCGAAGGGCAUGCUCCCAGACCCCAAGAACACACCCAUUGUCGUCAGCUGGAUGAUCGCUCAGUCUGUGACAGCGGUCGCUGGUCUUGUCUCCUAUCCCUUCGACACCGUUCGUCGUCGUAUGAUGAUGCAGUCUGGACGCAAAGGAGCCGACAUCAUGUACACCGGCACCAUUGACUGCUGGAAGAAGAUCGCACGUGACGAGGGCUCCAAGGCUUUCUUCAAGGGGGCCUUGUCCAACGUGCUCCGAGGCAUGGGAGGAGCCUUCGUGCUUGUCUUGUAUGAUGAGCUUAAGAAAGUCAUGUAAACGGUUUUUGUAUGUCCACUGUUCAUGUUGUGAAGUUUAACUGUAACAUAUCUUGUACAUUUGGAAGGACCUAAAUGCCAAACUAUAUUUAUAGGGACCAACUAGUAUGUUCUACUAGUUGAACUGGGGGAAUCUGUUUUGCGCUCUUCUCUUGGCCCCAUGCUUUUUCUUUUCUUUUAUCUCACCAGAAUGUCAUUCCCUCAACACAGGAACUUUGCCUAGAAAAAGAAAAAUAAACGCAACCUACCGAAUGAA
This is a messenger RNA of Cyclopterus lumpus (lumpfish), 1232 nucleotides long. RefSeq names its product solute carrier family 25 member 5 (gene slc25a5). The transcript is spliced from 4 exons. Lineage: Eukaryota; Metazoa; Chordata; Actinopteri; Perciformes; Cyclopteridae. Gene Ontology annotation, cellular component: mitochondrial inner membrane. The record is from RefSeq and is a predicted model, not a curated record. Gene Ontology annotation, biological process: mitochondrial ADP transmembrane transport; mitochondrial ATP transmembrane transport. Gene Ontology annotation, molecular function: ATP:ADP antiporter activity. Bases 81 to 977 code for a protein of 298 amino acids.